Messenger RNA from Leguminivora glycinivorella, 2025 nucleotides. RefSeq names its product dual specificity tyrosine-phosphorylation-regulated kinase 2 (gene Dyrk3). Gene Ontology annotation, molecular function: protein serine/threonine kinase activity; ATP binding; protein serine/threonine/tyrosine kinase activity. NCBI's taxonomy places the organism in Eukaryota, Metazoa, Arthropoda, Insecta, Lepidoptera, Tortricidae. Gene Ontology annotation, biological process: peptidyl-threonine phosphorylation; peptidyl-serine phosphorylation. The record is from RefSeq and is a predicted model, not a curated record. The transcript has 8 exons. Gene Ontology annotation, cellular component: nucleus. The coding region runs from base 322 to 2025 and encodes 567 amino acids.
GAGUCGGCCUGCAAGCCGCAAGGGGUCUUUGUUUGCGUUUCACGUUCGCGUCGCACGGUAUAGUCAGCGGCCGCGGCUCCAUCGUAUCGUAUCCGAGACGGAAUGUGCCCUCAUAAGUGGAAGUGCGGGUCUCGCUCCUCUCGGUGUAUGUGAGAUGUGGUACAGAGUGCCGGAGUGGCGCCGUCGUCGAGUGCAAGCUGUGGCGGUGCAAGUGCAGUGAAGUGCAGUGUGCGUGGUGCGUGCGCGUGCAGCGAGCGGCUCGGCCCGGCCACGGCGAGCGAGCGCGGAGGCGGAGGCGGCGGUGGCGGGAUCCGCGCGGCCAUGACCGGUGACAUGCCUCUGGGGAGCGCGCACGCGUUCGGGCGGGCGCUGCUGCGAGACGGGGCGCUGCCGCCGCUGGAGCCCGGGCCGCCAGCGCCGCCCGCGGCCGCCGCGCAGCCGCCCGACAAGCGGCCGCCGGCGGCAGCGGCCAGCCCCGAACAGGUCAUGAAACUCUACAUGAACAAACUGACCCCUUACGAACACCGCGAGAUAUUCGAUUACCCCCAAGUGUACUUCAUAGGCGCCAACGCGAAGAAGCGCCCAGGCCUGGUAGGUUUCCCGAACAAUUGUGAAUAUGACAACGAACAGGGCUCGUAUAUACACAUCCCGCACGAUCACAUCGCGUACCGGUACGAGGUGUUGAAGGUGAUCGGGAAGGGCAGCUUCGGUCAGGUGAUGAAGGCCUAUGAUCACAAGAAGAGAGAGAACUGCGCGCUGAAGAUGGUGCGCAAUGAGAAACGCUUCCACAGACAGGCUCAGGAGGAGAUUCGCAUACUGGAACACCUCAGAGAGCAAGAUAAAGACAACACGAUGAACGUUAUCCAUAUGUUCGACUCCUUCACCUUCCGCAACCACACUUGCAUCACAUUCGAGCUGCUCUCGAUAAACUUAUACGAGUUGAUACGAAAAAACAAGUUCCAAGGGUUUUCCUUGCAGCUUGUCCGCAAGUUCUCGCACAGUCUUCUGCAGUGUCUUCAUGCUCUAAACAAGAACAGGAUCAUACACUGCGACAUGAAGCCCGAGAACGUUCUGCUGAAGCAACAGGGACGCUCCGGAAUCAAGGUCAUAGACUUCGGUAGCUCCUGCUACGAGCACCAGCGCGUGUACACCUACAUCCAGUCGAGGUUCUACCGAGCGCCCGAGGUGAUGAUGGGAGCGCGGUACGGCAUGCCGAUCGACAUGUGGUCUCUAGGCUGCAUACUGGCCGAGCUGCUCACAGGGUUCCCGCUACUCCCCGGCGAGGACGAGGCGGACCAGAUGGCCUGCAUUAUCGAGCUACUCGGCAUGCCGCCGCAGAAGCUGAUCGAGCAGGGCAAGCGGUCCAAGAACUUCAUCAGCAGCAAAGGACUGCCGCGGUACUGCACCGCCAACACUAUGUCUGAUGGCUCCACGGUGCUCGUCGGAGGUAUGUCCAGAAGAGGCAAGCCCCGAGGCCUGCCCGGCUCGAAAACGUUCGUCACGGCCCUCAAGGGCUGCCAAGACAAAUUCUUUAUUGAUUUCAUUAGGAGAUGCCUAGAAUGGGACCCGGACAAGCGGCUGACCCCCGCGGCGGCGCUGCGGCACGCGUGGCUGCGGCGGCGCCUGCCGCGGCCGCCGCACGAGGAGGACGCCAACCACUCCGUGAGCCUGGCGGGCGCGGGGGCGGGGGCGGGGCGGGAGCGGGCGCGGCGCGCGCGGGGCUCGCUGCGCACGCCGCUGGCGCGCACGCCCGUCACCUUCAACGCCAACCAAGUCGCCAAAGCGAAACUGCAAGCGGCACUAUCGGAAGAGAGCGGAUCUAGCGCGGGCGCGAGCGGGCUGGGCGCGCGCUACUGGGCGGGCGGCAAGCUGCCGCACCUCCCGGUGUCCUCCCUGGAGGCGCCGCGGCUGGCGGCGCCGGGCGGCGCGCGGCUGGAGCUGGAGCGGCGCAGCCUCGACCUGGAGCGCGAGCUGCGCGCGCGCGACUCCGACGCCUCGCUCGACGACCGCGACCACCUCGUCUGA